AUGGACGCCGAUGAACUUGAGGUCCAGUUGCAGGCUAUCAGCGACGAGCAGGUCUCGGAGCCAGGCCUGCAGCCGCCACAACCGCCCACUCCAUCGUCUAGUACGCCCGCUGCCUCGCCUUCACGUAGCAGCACUAGGCGCGCGCGUGUUGAUACCGAUGAAGACCAGGAUCGUGAUCGCAGGCAUCCUUCGCAGCGAGUCCACGUCAAUAAUCUUACUCCCGUCGCCGCCAAUGGUCCUCAGACAGCUCAGCCUCUUCCUCGGAUCCAUUUACCUUUCCGAAGUGGUCCGGGCGUUCCUCCAGGCGCUGCCGCUAAUCCCGACACUUUCCGUAUCUGGCAGCAUUUUAUGCAGGGUAUUCCUGGACUCCCUAACGCACCUAACGCUACUGGAGUACCACCUAAUAACGCACAAGAACUACCAGCCGGACAGCCACAGAAUGGUCAGACUGGUCAUCCAAUGUUGGGUCUCUUUGGGAUCACUAUUGAUCUGGGUGCUGACCCUCACGUUCAUACUCAUCCGCCUCCCAAUCCCACUCAUGGUCAGCCCCAACACCCCCACCAACAUGUGACGCCGCCUAUGUUCAACCUCCCGACGGGAUUCGUGAACGUUGGCGAUGGUAAUGCAUUCGCCGAAUUGUUGGCGCGCUUUGGAGGGAUGAUGGGCGGUCCUGAGUAUGAGCAGGAGGAUCCUGAGAGGGCUAAGCGUCUUGUAAAUGGCUUAGAGGAGGUGCCUAUCGGCCUAGUUCGACGACUUGAACGGGUUGGCGCCGUGGGAGGUGCAGACGAUAAUGCAGUAGGCGGCAGUGGCGGUGAUAGCGGCUGUGCCAUCUGCUGGGAUCGUUUGUUGGAUGGCGAUGGGAACCAGUUUGGCAAAGAGGAGGAAAGUAUCAAGGAAGAUGCCCAUUCUUCCCCAGAUGCAGCCCACUCGAUUCCUGAAUCUUCUACCACCGAAGAAGCCGUUAUGCAUGACGGCUUGUCGGAGUCAAAGACCUCCACCCACUCCACCCCCCAGUCUCUCCAUCCUAAAAUCGUCGCCUUGCCGUGUGCUCAUGUCUUCCAUGCCUCGUGCCUCAUCCCUUGGUUCUCACGGCCGCGACAGACUACUUGUCCUACUUGUCGUUUCAAUGUUGAUCCGGAGAAUCUGACCUAUGUUACACGACGGCGGACUCCAAGGUCUGCGCCUGCACCAGUCGGUGCGCCGGCCACGCCAGCAACUACUAGUGAUGAAGAUACGACCCCUCUCGUUAAUGCAAGUAGAGAUACCCCGAUAGCUAAUGUUACUCCCGCAACUGAGUCUCUACCGUCUCCGCCCAUGGAUGCAGGUACUGGUCCAGCUACUGAUAUUGGUGGUCCUGGACUGGAUGUUCCUCGAAAUUCGAUCUUCACACAGGCACUUUUCAAUACAUUGAUGAGGAUGCAUCCGAUAGCUACUCCAACCGCUCCCUCCGAGAACACGUCACGGCAGCCCGGUGCUCCAAAUCCGAAUGCUGAUGCACUUCGGAAUGGAGGACCCUUGCCUCAGGUAUCAGCUGCAGAUCUUGUGAACUUAUUCAUGGCAGGCCAUUCUCCGACACAAGCUCAAGGGCUCGCGCCUCCUAGCGUUCCGCCCAGCCCGACACCACGUGUAGCCUCAGGUCAAGAUACGACACCUUCCAACGAUAAUGAUCUCCCCCUUCUUGAGCUUAUCGAUACACCCCUUCCUGAAACCGCCGCGCCAACGACCAAUGCACAACCAGCUCCAGCACCUGGCCAGCAGCAAGCUCCCUUGGACCAUGGCCAUGAUCAGCAUCCGGAUGGAGACGAUCAGGGCUUCGUCACAAUUGGAUUCGAUAUGAUCUUCGGGCCAGCUCCUAGGGAAGGUGGUGCAGACGAUGUAGUUAUGGACGACUUACCAGGUAACUUAGACCUUCAUGGCGAAUUCGAUUUAGCGGGUGCCUUUGAAGAUCAUAUGAAUCAGUUUGACCAAGCUAUGCACCGUAUCCCUGUUCCUCCGCCACCUGAUAAUCAUGGACCUCAACCUGCACACAAUCCCCCACAACAAAAUAACGCUCCUUCCGUCCAAUCUGAAACCCAUAUUCACAUUCACCGUCCUGGUCAUGGAUUGGAUGGUGGAAUGCACUUUGCCGCGGGGUCUGGCCGCACCAUGGCACAGGCUCUUGCCCAAUUAAACCGACAUGUACAAGCACAAGCUGCACAAGCUGGUGCUCAGCCAGAUCAAACUAAUCUGCAGCAGCCUCAGCUUCCGCCCCUCUUCCCUUUCAUACCACCGCGAUUCCGCGAGAGAGCUGGGAAUGUUGCAGCUGGUGCAUCACCUCCAUCUGGACCUGGAGCUGGUGCGGCACCACUACCACCACCACAGGCAACCCCUACUGGAGCACAUGGGAACGCCAAUGUCCGUGGUACUGGGCUUCCUCAUUUUGCACAGUUCCUUCAAGGGGCGGGGUUACCUAUGGGUACAGCAGGCACAGUUCCUCCAUUCAUUAUCGGCGGUGGUGCGAACCCGCGCCGUCAACCCCGUCAGCCUUCCGAAAGGAAGAAGUGGACACUGCCGCCUGCUCCAGGACCUACACUGAGGCAGCAUUUAGAAAGAAAAGAGCGUGAAGCGGGAUUGCGGUGCUAUGAUAUGAGUUGUGGGGUCGGUCCAUCGGAUGAAGAUCCUUACGUGAUUAUGUCGGAAAAGCAGUUGCACAUCCAGCGCCGCAAGACCAAGAUGGAGCAGGGCAGUGUGGUCUGCGAACAUACCUUUCAUCCGUCAUGUUUGGUAAGUGCCCAGCGAGUUGCCUUGAAGGGUGCCGAUGAGAAUGUUGAAGGAGAGGAUGUCGAGGUAUCUUGUCCUGUGUGUAGAGCGGACGGUGUGAUUUUGAAGGAAGACUGGCAAGAAGGUGUCCGUGCUUUGGCUUGA
This is a messenger RNA of Guyanagaster necrorhizus, 2904 nucleotides long. RefSeq lists its product as uncharacterized. The record is from RefSeq and is a predicted model, not a curated record. NCBI's taxonomy places the organism in Eukaryota, Fungi, Basidiomycota, Agaricomycetes, Agaricales, Physalacriaceae. The transcript has 4 exons. The coding region runs from base 1 to 2904 and encodes 967 amino acids.